Messenger RNA from Vidua chalybeata, 2527 nucleotides. It is a transcript of the gene FSBP, whose product is annotated as fibrinogen silencer binding protein. The record is from RefSeq and is a predicted model, not a curated record. Lineage: Eukaryota; Metazoa; Chordata; Aves; Passeriformes; Viduidae. Bases 784 to 1680 code for a protein of 298 amino acids. The transcript is spliced from 2 exons.
CAGGGCCGGCGCGGCGGCGCUCGGGGCCCGCUCGCACCGAGGCGAUCGUGCCGCUCCUCCGGCGCCGGAGCUCGGCCGGGGAGCGCAGCGGGCUCUUUAAGAAGCCCCCGUGCCGGUGGCUGUCGCCGGCUGCCAAGUGCGGGAGAAGCCGAGCUUUGCGGCGAAGCCCGAGCGUAACCAGCCGGCUGGGGGAGAUGCCGCCCCGCAGUGACUGACAGCAGGACCAGCUCUAUGCAAAUGGCGCCGGGGGCUCUGCCGGGGCUCUCUCCACACGCGCCGCCGCCUCUCGCCUCCCGCUCCCCGUAACGCGCCCUGCCUCGCACAAAGCAAUUGUUGCUUUUUUGGGGGGGACGUCGUUACACGUAAAAUCAUCUCCAGCACGGUUUCAGUUUGAGAUUGUGUGAGGGAGCUGGGAGAUGUGUCAGAGCUUGUUACUCCAGCUAAAUUAGGUAAUUUUUAGCUGGGUAACGUGCUAAUCUUUAAACCUUUAUGUUUUUAAAUCCUGCAUAUGUCUGGUCUCUUCAUACAAAAGUGUAUUUUGCUUGUUUCUUCUCGCCUUCUUCAGUCUGAAGCCUUAUGUAGGUCAGGCUUGGCUUAAGCAGAUUUCCUGAACCUGCGUCAGCUUAAGCUGAAGGAAUUUUAAUAAACCCUCCCUUGUAGGCGUGGGCCUAAAUGAGACUAGCCUAGUUAAGCCUGAUCUUUUUCUGUUUGUGAAAAAGAGCUGAGCAGAGCUAGGGACUGCAUGGUGGCUCCAGGAACGGCUUCCUUAAUUCAAACAUAACAAUGGUUGGGAAGGCCAGAUCUUCUAAUUUUACCUUAUCUGAAAAGCUUGAUUUGCUAAAACUCGUGAAGCCGUAUGUUAAAAUUCUCGAGGAACAUACCAAUAAGCAUUCUGUAAUAGUGGAAAAAAACAAAUGCUGGGAUAUUAUAGCUGAUAACUACAAUGCCAUCGGAGUAGAUCGCCCUCCUCGUACUGCACAGGGCCUGCGCACGCUGUACAAGAGGCUCAAAGAAUAUGCCAAACAGGAGCUAUUGCAGCAAAAGGAGACUCACUCAGAUUGUAAAAGCAGCAUUUCCGAGCCAACCAAGAAAGUUGUGGAAAUGAUUCCACAGAUUUCCAAUGUGUGUUUAAGAGACAGGAGCGGUGUUCAAAGUGCUAGUAUCGAUAAAGAAACAAUUGCUGGUACCAGUUCACCACAGGCAAUGUUGGAUCACCAUCCUGCGACAGUCAUGAUGGACUUGCAGUUGGAAGAGGAUGUCAAACCUCCUCCUUCUCUGAUUAUAGACUCACAGCAAAAUGAGAACUUAGAACAAGAGGAAGAACACCAGCUGGUGCAUAUUAUGGAAAGGUCUCCUUCAACAUCAGUGUCUUCAGUUGAUAUGAGAGUGAUGAUGUCUCCUUCCCCUGUACCAAGAAGAGAUGAGUUUUUUAGGCUUGAGGUUGGAGAACGCUUUAGACCAAUGUGUGGUUAUGACCCCCAGAUGUUACAAAUGCUGAAAGAGGAGCAUCAAAUAAUACUAGAAAACCAAAGAAAAAUUGGUCUUUAUGUCCAAGAAAAAAGGGAUGGUUUGAAAAGAAAGCAGCAACUGGAAGAAGAACUGUUGCGAACAAAAAUCAAAGUAGAGAAGCUGAAGGCAAUACGACUACGCCAUGAUCUGCCAGAAUACAGCAAUAUCUAAAUAUUUUAUUACUUCUGUAAUAUUCUUUGAAAUACUUAAUAAUAAAUGCAAAAUUGUUUCUUAUGUUAACAUGGAUGGAUCAAAAUCUGGGCUUGAGACAUGAAAGCAUAUGUUGUUUAAGUACCUUAGAAAAAUACCUCGUAUGGGUUUGAAUGCACCAACUCUUCUGGUCUAAAGUAUUGUCAAAUCCAUGUUUAAGUGUUUAGAUUGAUAAAAAGCCAAACUUUAAAAAUAUUUCCACUUAUCUCUAGAGUUGUGAUGAGCUAAUGGAAAUUUAAUUCAGUUCUUGUUAAAAAUUUUGGUCAUAUGCAUUAUUUUUUCAAAUAAUCACCUUUAAUAUCUUAAUGAAGUUGCAGGUAAAUAAAUGCGUAUAAGAAGGAGAAAUAAGAGGCCAUGUUUAAAUGUUUUAUUCUUUUCAAGUUGGUAAAUCUUAUGACAGUAAUGACAUUUUGCUGAUAUAUCAGCUUGGAAAACAAAAUUACUGGAUUGUUAUAUUUUUUUAAUGUUCAGUAGACAGUUGAAUAAAUGUACAUCUUUUUAAAAGUUAAUACUUUUUAAUUGUUUCCAGUGGAGAAGUGUUUCCAUAGGAUGUUAGAAAAACAGAGACAAUGAAUGCAACUCUUGGUUUUUAAAACUGCAUGCAUGUGUAAUUUGUGUGUACAGUUACCAUGAUUGUGUAUUCAGUUAUAGUAAUUAUACUGGUGAUCAACCACAUAAAUAUCUACUUUAAUCAUUUGCGUGCAUGAUUACUGCAGUGCAUGUGCAACCAAGACAGUUGCAGGUGCCUUUGAUCAAUAUCACUAUGACUAUAAGCUACUGAAAUAAAAUAGUUUCUGUAUGUAAGUAA